CACAAAGUCAAAAAGAGGGGUCUAAAAUUACAAGCGGUGAGCUAUUAAGCGAGUUAUGUAAGCAUGUUCGUGUCGCCGACACCUAUAAUUAUCAAAGUAUAAAACGUAAAAUUUUAAUUCGGAAUUAAGUAAAGAAAAGUAAAAUAAUUGCAGUUGUAAUUAAGGCUUUUAAACGAUUCAUGCCAAGGUCUCUGCACUUGGGGGUUGCUUUGGAGAUGAAUUCGAAUCUAUCAGUCUUACGCCGCACAAUGCGUUGUGGUCUCGAGCCUGUGUAUUCAUGUAAACCGUGGUACGCUCAGGUUCAUACAAAAUUUACCACCAUUUACAUAAGUACACAGAUCAUAGUGGUAUUUACAUAAAUAGGUAUAUAUGUGGGUUGAAGUGCUUGGCGCACGUGUUGUGGAUUAAGGCAAAUUAUUUGAAGUGUAAUUAUCCGAAAUGUUUAAUAUUUAGGAUAAAAAUCUACAUACUUAAGCCCUGACCAUGAAAAUUCAACUAGAGUUGUGGGGGUGUUUAGCGUUUUAUCCACCUAUGGACACACAUACAUGCGUUGAUUAUAUGUAAAUUUGCUGCUAUGAUUUUCAUGAUGAUACUGCAAAUAUUUAUUAAUAGAAAACAAUUUAUAAAAGGUUUUAUAUUAUAUAUGCAUUAAACAAAAGGAUAUGCAAAUAUGUAAACGAAUAUAAAUGAACGUCCAUACUUACGGAUACGUCAACCAACUAUGGCAUAUAUCGCAUGUAUUUAAAUUGAGCAUGUCAGCAUAAAUAUCUUGCGAAAUUUCACAAAACUCUUGCUGGAAAAUCAUAGAAUUUUUUCGUUUAUGCUGUGGGAAUUUAUUCGGUAAAUGUUCUUUGGAAAUUGUAAGUAAUCCGCAGAAGCCACAUUAAAAUAGGACAACAGAAUUCCAUGUACAGAUUAGCGAAAUCAUAUUUUGCGAUUGUGAAGCUUCGCAUCGCAAGUUUGCUAAGUUAAUUGCGAUGUUUAAUAAGACGUCCUGAGUAUGUAUGUAUUUAUUAAGUAUGUACUUAUACAUAAAUAAGCCAAUGAAUUCUUAAAUUUUUUCAAUCGUAUUAGUUUUGUCAAACAUAUAUACAUAUGUACACAUUUAUCAAGGUCAGAGUUCAUUGAUAGAUCACGCCGCCGUGACAAUAAUGAUCGUAAUCAAGAUAAUUGUUGUCCGAUUGUGUGAUAAGAUAUUGAUAAGUUAUAUAAACUCCGUACAAUUAAAGAUAUUAUUGUAAAUACCUACUUAAAACUCUCCUCUUAAAUUUAAUUGCUUCAUUUAAGUACUACUUAACACAAAAAUGCGACGGCAAUAACUUCAUACAAUAGUAAUUUUUCAUUGUUAUACAAAUCUGGCAAAUUAUAAAAUUAUUUACUUAAUUUACACUACAGAUCUGAGAAAAAGUUGUUAUCACGCUAGUGAAAUUUAAAAAUGUUACGUUUCUGUACAAUUCAUCCUCACCUAAUUUUAAUAUUUGCUACAAUAAUACCUCACAGCAAUUCAACAACUUUGGAUCGUCAGAGUUCGAUAAGUUUUUCAAAUCGGGAACAGCUCGACCCUUCUGAGCGGGUGUGGUUAGGGUGGGAAUAUGUCGCUACAAAGGCUACCAUAAUAUUUGAGCUGGAAGUGUUCAGCAAUGGGUUCGUUGGGCUGGGAAUUUCGCCCGAUGGUGGGAUGACAGGUGCGGAUAUUUUCCUCGCCGGAGUGUAUCCCGAUGGGCGAAUUUAUUCUUCGGACCGCUUCGGAGUGGGACACACCGUACCGAGGAACGAUUCCAGGCAGGAUUGGGUUUUAAUUGACGCCCAGGAAUCCGCUGGAAGGACAUUUGUCAAGUUUUCGAGACUGCUUGACACUGGGGAUGACGAGGAGGAUGUGUCGAUUGGGGUGGGUCCUGUUCACGUCCUGUAUGCAUAUGCAUAUACGGAUGAUCUGCAAUAUCAUGGACGAGCUCAGAGAGGUUCCAAAGUGAUUGUAUUUAUUGAAGAUGGAACAACUACGACUGAAGCGACAACGACGUCAACUUCAACGCCAACUACGCCGGUAGUAUCAACUUCAUCUACGGUAACAACAACUUCGACUACAGUGACGACAACUACAAAGAGCACGACGGAUGAAACUAGCACUCAGGCAGCAACUACUCCAACAACCACACCCACACCCACCCCCACGACUCAAGAGAGUACUAUUAUAACCACAGAAUUUAGCCACACCACGACCCACCACCCGACCACAACCAUGCAACUAACGACUCAUUAUCCGACGACUGAAACCACUGCUUCUUCCAAAUCAGGUGGAUACGUGAUAUGGGUGGUGAUUGGUGUCUUUGGUGUGUUACUGGUUUUCUUGGCAAUUGGCGUUGCAUACGGUCUCAUUUCUCGGAGAAAGUUUAUAAAAGGUGAUAAUAAAGUCGUGUAACGAUCAAUUUGGCCAACUAUGUAUUUGCGUAUUUAUUCAGUUUAAACCCAUAACUGACAUUUCUAAUCAACUGGGGAAGCAGAUUAGAAUUGCCGUACAUCAUUUGUUACCAAAGCACGAGAAUGCACAUUUCUGACCACACCUCACAUAAAUGUAUACAAUCAUUGUAGGUCGAAAUGAUAAUGAUUUCUUAAAUCCUCGCCAUAAAUGACGCCUAAAACUAUCAAAAUUAAAAUUUUCACUCCGUACAUAACUCCACCCCGUCUAAAUUGAAGUCUAAAAACGUUGUUCUUAUUCCCAAAAAUUGUAAAAAAAA
This is a messenger RNA of Folsomia candida, 2735 nucleotides long. Its product is annotated as DBH-like monooxygenase protein 1. NCBI's taxonomy places the organism in Eukaryota, Metazoa, Arthropoda, Collembola, Entomobryomorpha, Isotomidae. Gene Ontology annotation, molecular function: dopamine beta-monooxygenase activity; copper ion binding. Gene Ontology annotation, cellular component: secretory granule membrane. The record is from RefSeq and is a predicted model, not a curated record. The transcript is spliced from 3 exons. Gene Ontology annotation, biological process: norepinephrine biosynthetic process; dopamine catabolic process; octopamine biosynthetic process. The coding region runs from base 1436 to 2419 and encodes 327 amino acids.